This is a messenger RNA of Cooperia oncophora, 906 nucleotides long. The record is from the annotation of a GenBank genome assembly. Lineage: Eukaryota; Metazoa; Nematoda; Chromadorea; Rhabditida; Trichostrongylidae.
AUGUCGGUUCAUCCAGUCCUAGGAGGUGAAAGUCGUGUUGGCUCGCCUGUGGAUGAAAAUGGAAAAUCGAGAUCUCAGCAACCUGUUCCACCAAAUUCUGCAAAACAAGAUCGAUUUGCAGAUCUUAAGCGACGCUCAGCGUACGCAUUCAGUGUUUUCGCCAAUGAAGAACGGGAGAAGCUGUUGAAAACACAUCCUGAUCUACCUAUGGGGGUUGUAACCCGAAUGAUGGUUGAGAAAUGGAAAGGUCUCAACACAGAGGCGAAGAUGCCAUAUUUCGAUGCUUCACGAAUAUCAGCUCUGAAAACUACUACUGCGAAGCCGAAUGUUGACGAAAUAAAACUGCCGGUUCCUGCAAAAAGGCUACGCCCUAUUAUCCCAUAUACAAAGAUUUCUUUGCCUAUAAACGAUCAGCCCUUGCGGGUGGAAACUGUUACGGAACAGCAGCCAGGAAAAGUUAUUUUCGUACAAGGACGAGUCAAUCCAGUGGCUGAACGUCCUAGAAUCCAACACUCCUCUUCAAUUUCCGCUUCGAUAGCUCAUGCUCUUGGAAUGCCCAUGAGUUCGCAACCACAACGAACGUCGUCGGCUCCAGUCAUAGCUCGUGUAAGCCCCCCUCCAAUCAGAACCACUGCUGUACGUGCUCGACAAGCGGCAAGCGUGGUUUCUUCGCAACAAAUAACGGCAGCGCCAAUGUCCGUUCCUGUAGUACCUGCCGAAGCAGAAGUACAACCUUCUACUACAAAUAAUGGAUUCGCAACUUCUCAGCAAGCUCUGGAAAUGUUCUACCUUGCUCUCUGUGAGCCUGCGUUCCCUCAUCCAAAUGAGCCGCCAUUGACUCCAUAUCCAGCGAACUAUUGUUAUGACGAGUAUUUGAGGAUGACAUCCGGUCAGGGUCCACUGUAA